This is a messenger RNA of Phyllotreta striolata, 625 nucleotides long. Lineage: Eukaryota; Metazoa; Arthropoda; Insecta; Coleoptera; Chrysomelidae. The record is from the annotation of a GenBank genome assembly.
GAAAUCAUUAAAAUAGGUUGAAAAAUAACUUGGUAACGAAUGAUUUUUUGUUAUAAUUAAAAUAGGCAAAGGAAAAGGGCAAAUUUGAGUAAUUUGGAGUUUCAUGGUAUUAUCUACCGUUUUCUACCUUUAUUAAAAUGCUCUUAAUUUCAAAAUGAAUACUAAAAAGGAUUAUGAAAGCUGUUUCAAGACUUUCGAAAGACUAUUGGAAAGCGAAAUGAUUAUCCAUAUAGUUAAUAUGGACAAUUUGGAGAGUUUCUUGGAAUUUCGAACUUUUUCUUCCGUUUUAAAAACAACUUUGCCUUCAAAAAGAAUGCUAAAAAAGGAUUAUGAAAGCUGUUUCAAGACUUAUAAGAGACUAUUGGAAAGCGAAAUGAUUAUCCAUAUAGUUAAUAUGGACAAUUUGGAGAGUUUCUUGGAAUUUCGAACUUUUUCUUCCGUUUUAAAAAACAACUUUUCCUUCAAAAUGAAUGCUAAAAAGAAUUAUGAAAGCUGUUUCAAGACUUAUAAGAGACUAUUGGAAAGCGAAAUGAUUAUCCAUAUAGUUAAUAUGGACAAUUUGGAGAGUUUCUUGGAAUUUCGAACUUUUUCUUCCGUUUUAAAAACAACUUUUCCUUCAAAAUGA